UCAGCUCGAUCCGUCGCUUGCUGCGACCAAACGCUAAAAACCCUACCGCAGACUGCGACGGGCGAAAACCACAGCAAUGGCGAAGAGAAAGCGAAAGGAGGCCGGUGAAGGAGCUCAAUUCGAAAUCCCUAAUGGAGGAGUUGAUCCGAGGAAGAAGGCCGAGUCAAAGAACGGAGGCGCCGUAAGGGGAAGCGGAAAGGAGGAACAGAAGGAGGGCUACUUCCUCCUCGGCGAUCCCACCUUCGUGGACUUGGGUAACGGGAGAGUGCGCUGCGUGGAGUCCGGGCACGAGCUGCUCGCCAAGGACCAGGAAGCCUACGGCCGCUCUAAGGCCUGCCGCCUCGCCCUCAUCGAUGCCGCCGUUGCUCGGAAGAAGCCGCCGCUCAAUAUGUUUGCGCCGCACCCAACCUCCAAGUCGCAGCUAGUGUGCAAGUUGACUGGAGACCAUGUUAACAAGGCUGAGGAGCAUAUCUGGAAGCACAUGAGCGGCAAAAAAUUCCAGAAAAGAUUAGAACAGAAGGAAGUUGAGAAGCAUGCCAAUGCAGCAGUAGGAGAGAAAGAAAAGAAACAAUCGAGAAAAGAACAUAAGGAAAUGGAGAAGCAUGCUGGUGCAGUAGUAGAAGAGACAGACAAAAAACAAUCUAAAAGAGAACGGAAAGGAAUGGAGAAGCAUGCAAUUACAGAAAUAGUAGAGAAAGAUAAAAAACAAUUGAAGUCAGAUCUUGGUGCUUCGAGAAAAGAUCAGGUAAAGAACACCCAUGGGAAUCAAAGGCCUAGUAAGAAAAUAAAGCCCAACAAUGGAGAUGAUGAGGAGCCUCAUUUCUGGGAACCUCCUCCUGGAAGUCGUUGGGAUUUCGAUGAUGGGAAAGUUCGCUGGGACUCGAAUACAAACUCAGCUGAUGAGGCAGAUGAUGAUGGAACGCCCGAAAAAGAUGAUUCCGAAACAGGGGAACCUAUUAAGAAGUCAAAACAGAAGAAGUCAGCUGUUAGGCCUGUCGACCUUGCCUCAAAGAAGAAGAAAGAAGAAGAAGAUUUUGAAGUCCACUAAAAAGCAUUCCAAGAGUAGGUGAACCGAUUGGCUAUCACAUUCAUAUUAUGAAAUUGCCAAAGUUUGAGUUAUGAGAACAUCCAAAACUCUCCUCUUUCUGAUGUUCUAUCAAGUUCCCUGUCUUCGUUUAGAACUUGCGAAGUUAUUAGCAUCUCCCACUUUACUGUUUUGGUGCCUCGCAGGAUAUUUUGAAUGUGUCUAGUUAGUGGCUUUGUCAAAAGAAUUCAUUUUUAAACAUUUUUUUUAUUAUUAUUUAACCUGCUCUUUCUCA
Zingiber officinale is the source of this 1319-nucleotide messenger RNA. Its product is annotated as surfeit locus protein 2-like. The coding region runs from base 77 to 1048 and encodes 323 amino acids. Lineage: Eukaryota; Viridiplantae; Streptophyta; Magnoliopsida; Zingiberales; Zingiberaceae. The transcript has 5 exons. The record is from RefSeq and is a predicted model, not a curated record.